Molecule: messenger RNA, 2316 nt
Organism: Zygosaccharomyces rouxii
Lineage: Eukaryota; Fungi; Ascomycota; Saccharomycetes; Saccharomycetales; Saccharomycetaceae
Gene: HCA4
Product: RNA-dependent ATPase HCA4
Exons: 1
Coding region: 1-2316 (771 amino acids)
Biological process (GO): rRNA processing
Cellular component (GO): nucleus
Molecular function (GO): ATP binding; nucleic acid binding; RNA helicase activity
Source: RefSeq, a predicted model, not a curated record
AUGCCUAGAAAGCAGCAUCUAACGACCAGUCAGCGUAAGCAAAUACGUAAGAGGGAAGAUCAGUAUAUCGAAGAGCUUCACACUAAAACGCAAGAGUUUAACAACCCCAAAGCAACUUAUUUCCAGGAUUUACCACUAAGUAAUGCAGUUCUUCGAGGAUUAAAAGAUGCCUCCUACGUUAAAUUGACAGAUAUUCAAAGAGAUUCCAUACCUGUAUCUUUGAAGGGAAACGAUGUGCUAGGUGCGGCCAAAACAGGUUCAGGUAAGACCCUAGCAUUCUUAAUACCUGUAUUGGAAAAGUUGUAUCGUGAGAGAUGGACUGAAUAUGAUGGUGUCGGUGCGUUGAUUAUUUCACCAACAAGAGAAUUAGCUAUGCAAAUCUAUGAAGUAUUGAUUAAAAUUGGUACCCAUUGUUCAUUUUCUGCAGGUCUAGUUAUUGGUGGUAAAGACGUCAAAUUUGAAGCUGAAAGAAUUUCCAAAAUUAACAUUUUAAUAGGUACACCAGGUAGACUAUUACAGCAUUUGGAUCAGUCUGUGGGACUUAACAUUGAUAAUUUACAAAUGUUAGUUCUUGAUGAAGCUGAUAGAUGUCUUGAUAUGGGGUUUAAAAAGACUUUGGACGCUAUUGUAAGUAAUUUACCGCCUAUUAGACAAACCCUGCUUUUCUCUGCAACACAAUCACAAUCAUUGAACGAUUUGGCAAGAUUAUCACUAACGGACUAUAAGACCGUAGGUACACCGGCUAACGUCAGCGGUUCACAACCCGAAACCCCAGAAACUUUGCAACAGCACUACAUCGUUGUGGAACUAGCAGAUAAGUUGGAUACGCUCUUCAGUUUCAUAAAAACUCAUUUGAAAUGUAAGAUGAUCGUAUUUUUUUCAAGUUCCAAACAAGUACAUUUUGUCUAUGAAACUUUUAGGAAAUUACAACCUGGUAUAUCUUUGAUGCACCUUCACGGUAGACAGAAACAAAGGGCACGUACGGAAACAUUGGACAAAUUCAGCAGAGCUCAGCAAGUGUGUCUAAUCGCUACAGAUGUGGUUUCAAGAGGUAUUGACUUCCCGGCAGUUGAUUGGGUUGUGCAAGUGGAUUGUCCGGAAAAUGUCGAUACUUACAUCCAUAGAGUCGGUAGAUCUGCAAGAUACGGUAAACAAGGUAAAUCUUUGAUCAUGUUAACACCGCAAGAAAAUGAACCAUUCCUACAAAGGUUAAAGGGUAGAAGGAUCGAACCCAACAUGCUAAAUAUUAAGCAAUCAAAGAAAAAAUCUAUUAAACCUCAAUUACAAUCAUUAUUGUUCAAGGAUCCUGAAUUGAAAUAUUUGGGUCAAAAGGCAUUCAUAUCAUACGUUAGAUCCAUCUACAUUCAAAAGGAUCACGAAGUUUUCAAAUUUGAUCAGUUACCGACGGAAGAAUUUGCCCAAUCGUUAGGAUUACCAGGUGCACCAAAAAUUAAGCUCAGAGGAAUGGGUGCCAUCGAACGUUCUAAAGACUUGAAAAAUGCUCCUAGACAACUACUAAAAUUGAAUAAAGCCGAUGAAAAUGGUGAAUUCGAAGAUAAACCAAAGGAAGCUAGAACAAAAUUCGACAAAAUGUUCGAACGUAAGAAUCAAACUGUUUUAAGUGAGCAUUAUCUGAACAUUACUAAAUCCCAAGCUCAGGCAGAUGAAGAUGAUGGUGACUUCAUAUCAUUGAAACGUGGUGAUCAUCAAUUAAAGGAAGAAGAUCUGCCGCCCUUGAUUGCACCUCAAUCUAAGAGAGCUGUUAGGAAAGCAUUAUCUAAAAAGGCUUCUCUAGCGUCAAAGGGUAAUGCAUCGAAGAUGGUAUUUGAUGAGGACGGCCAAGCACACCCAGUUUACGAAUUAGAAGACGAAGAACAAUUCCAUGAAAAAGGUGAUGCAAUGAGUCAAAAGCAGGAAUUUUUGACUAAGGAGGCAGAAAUCAUGGCUCAAAAGGAUGUAGAGGAUAAGCAAUUGGCUAAGGAGAAAAGACAAGAAAAGAAGAGAAAGCAACUAGAGGCUCUAAGACGUGAAAUGGAAGAAAAUGAAAGCUACUACAGCGAAGAUGAAGAACCAACAGUACUACUGGGAACAGGAAACCUCAGCGACGAUAUGGAUGAGCAUUCAGAAGGUGAAGAUAAAGAAGAAGAAAAUGAAUCACAAGAACAAGAUGAACAGGAAUCGGACUUCGAGGAACCACCAAGGAAGAAACAUGCCGCUCACAGAGAACAAAAACAAGAUGACGGACUGUUGGAAGUGGAAGAACCAGAGACACUAGAAGACUUGGAAUCCUUGACAUCGAGAUUGAUCAACCAAUAG